This is a messenger RNA of Onychostoma macrolepis, 5415 nucleotides long. RefSeq names its product NDRG family member 4 (gene ndrg4). The transcript is spliced from 14 exons. The record is from RefSeq and is a predicted model, not a curated record. The coding region runs from base 1356 to 2414 and encodes 352 amino acids. Gene Ontology annotation, biological process: brain development; positive regulation of ERK1 and ERK2 cascade; signal transduction. Lineage: Eukaryota; Metazoa; Chordata; Actinopteri; Cypriniformes; Cyprinidae. Gene Ontology annotation, cellular component: cytoplasm.
UGAACUAUCCCUUUAAUAUACAUGAUACUUAAAGUUAAUACGGCAAAAGUCACUAACACGACUAACAGAAAUGCAUUUUUUCCCAAAUUAAAAUUUUGGUUCUAAAACACAUUUUAAAAACAAUAAUAUAUAAUAAUACUGUAGAACCAGAAUUCAACCUCUUUUUUUUUUGUGACGCAUUUACACAACCUACAGUGCAUUCAAGGUACAUUCUAUCAGUUUUGUACUGUUUAUUCAUAUUGGGAUGGGCAGUAAUCAUUUCAUAAUAGCAAUAAGGCACUCAAGGCUGAAAAAAGGUCUUGUAGGUGAAUUUUAAAAAAAGUUUUAAAAUGAUAAUUUUUUUUACAUUACAUUAAGCACUAAACCUGUUAGCAUUUAUGUGCAUGGUGUGAUGUGGUGGGUGGAGUCCAUCCUUUUAUGACAAUGACAAUGCAACUGUAUUUACACCCAUGCAUGAGAUCUGCAAUUGAGAGAGGGAGAUAGAGGUAGUGCAUUCAAGCGAGACAGCAAAAGUCUAGCCAGCCACAAAGGGAUUAAUCUUCCUCGUUCCACAGAGAAAAACUUGAAAACUCAAAAGACGCAUUUGAGUCAGCUUGGUCCUCUUAGACAGAAAAUGCAGAUUGAAAAUUCAAAGAGAGGUAGUUUACUACAGAAUACAGCACAUGUAAAUACAUCCUUGUCUCAAAAAUGGGCCAUGUACCUCGUGUGUUCAUGUCAUGUGAUCAUGUCGGAGCGCACGUACACAGACCCUGUCACAUACACAAAUCUUGCUAGAGCCUUGCCAUGAAAUCUUCACUGACCUUUGACCUGGCCCAUUUUGGUGUGUAUUGUGUGUUUGUCUAAUAAUAAUAAAAACAAAAAUAAAAUUCAGAUGAUAAAUUAGCAUAUGCAGAAGCAUUUAAACAUGCAGUAAACAAUGACACAUUUUUUGAAAAUCUCCCUCUAUUCAUCAGAAAACCAAGUAGCUUACUAUAUCGCUGAUAAAUUGCAAUAGAAUUAUAGAACAUCUAUAUUAAAGGCCAUCAUAGGCAUGUGAAAGAUAAAGAUUGCAAAUAUGGGACAAAUACAGACAGAAGACAACAGAUUUAGAGUGACACAAAGCCCAGCCAAUAACAGGCAACCAUUUUUGCAGUCAUCCAAUGAGAGGACAUGGGUGGGGUAUGAAAUGUGUCGGGGGAGGGGCAGCAGCACUGCAAAACUCCCCUGACCAGAACGAGGAGAGACAAAGAGACGCCGUAGCAACUGCAGCAUCUCUCUGGUUGCCUGCAUCCGAGACCGAUUUCCCGGAGAGGACCUUGUCUUCUUCCUGCUCAAAUAUACGCCUUUAAGCAAGUGUACACAAUCUGUAAGCAGCCAUGCCGGAGUGCUGGGAUGGGGAACAUGACAUUGAAACCCCUUAUGGGAUGUUGCAUGUGGUGAUCCGCGGGGCUCCCAAGGGCAACAAGCCAGCUAUCCUGACCUACCAUGAUGUUGGGCUCAACCACAAGCUGUGCUUCAACACCUUCUUCCACAAUGAAGACAUGCAGGAGAUCACUAAGCAUUUUGUGGUGUGCCACGUAGAUGCCCCAGGCCAGCACAUUGGUGCCCCCCAGAUGCCACAAGGGUAUCAGUAUCCCACCAUGGAUCAGCUAGCUGGGAUGCUUCCUAGUGUGGUGCAACACUUCGGCUUCAAGAGCAUUGUUGGAAUUGGAGUGGGGGCUGGUGCCUACAUCCUCGCCAAAUUUGCGCUGAUUUUCCCUGAGCUUGUGGAGGGUCUGGUUCUACUCAACAUUGACCCCAAUGGGAAGGGAUGGAUCGACUGGGCCGCCACAAAAUUGUCAGGACUCACCAGUACUUUACCAGACACUGUCCUGGCCCACCUCUUCAGCCAGGAAGAGCUUAUGAGCAACACAGAAGUGGUCCAGAGUUACCGCCAACAGAUCAACAACACCAUCAACCAAUUCAACCUACAGCUCUUCUGGAACAUGUACAACAGCCGCAGGGAUUUGGAAAUGAACCGCAGUGGCUCUGUGCUAAAUGCUAAGACCCUGAGGUGCCCGGUCAUGCUGGUUGUUGGUGACAAUGCUCCGGCUGAGGAAGGCGUGGUUGAGUGCAACUCCAAACUGGAUCCAACCAACACCACAUUCUUAAAGAUGGCUGAUUCAGGUGGAAUGCCUCAAAUUACACAGCCUGGAAAACUCACAGAGGCUUUCAAGUACUUCCUGCAGGGAAUGGGUUACAUUGCUUAUAUGAAGGAUCGGAGAAUGAGUGGGGGGCCAGUGCCUUCGGCCAGUAUGACCCGUCUUGUUCGCUCGCGAACGGCCUCUCUGACCAGCGCCGGCUCCGUGGAUGGUUCUCGCAACCGUGCAUGCACGCACUCGGAUAGCAGUGAGGGCGUCGGGCAGGUCAGCCACACCAUGGAAGUGUCCUGCUGAACCCUCUUGCACUGUCUCACACGCACACAUUUAUACAGACAUGGCAUGGAAGGAGGGCGUGAGAAGAAUGGAGGUCUCAUAUUGCUUUCAUUCUUUCUUUCUCAGCCAUUUUCUAUGUCGUUUUCUCUCAGUUUUUCAGUGUUAGUCAUCUUAAAGGAAUAGUUGACUCAAAAAUUCACUCACCCAGAUGUCUUUAGAAACCCAUAUGACUUGAUUUCUUCUGUAGAACACAAAAUGAGAUGUAUAUAGUCCAAGCGGCUAUUUUCCAUAUAAUGAAAGUGAAUGGUGACCACAACUGAAUUUCAGUGGAUAACAACCUUUUUUUUGUGAAUUAGCUUUAGAAGACCUGAAAUGUCGUGCACAGGUAAUGUAAACCACUUUUAUUAUACUUGAGCAUGACAGCACUUGGUCCCCAUCCACUUCCAUUGUAUGGAAGAGAGCAGCUCGGACAUUCUGCUAAACAUCUUCUUUUGUGUUCCACAGACAAAAUAAAGCCAUACAGGUUUAGGAGAACCUUAGUUUGAGGUUUUCUUUUCGAGCUGAACUAUUCCUUUAACCUGUAAAAUGAAGACUUGCUGUCCUUUUCCCCUUGAAAACGGUGUUUAGUUUCCCCCAACUUUGUAACGCUGUUACUUAUCGCUCUACGUGUCAGUAUUCUGCACCCUUUGCUUGCUGCCUCUGGCCUUCACCUCCUCCUAAGACAAAACUACAAGUCCCAUCAGCCCCUGCUCUCACUCAUUCCUGUCCUAUGACAGUCUUUGAGGAGAAACUGAUGGAUUGGGUCGCAGGUAGAAGGGGUCGGUCUUGAGGAACAGCAUGAAACAAAGUAAAAGAAAGAGGAAAGGAUGGGUCUUAAACCAGAGAGCGAUUUAUAAGUGACAUUUGUAGCUCUCCCUCUCAAUUUUGAGCGAAAGCAAAGUGAUUGUAUAAUCGAAGAGGUCGAAAAUCUCUUAACCAGUAAACAGUAGCUUUCUGCUAAUCAUCUCAGCUCAUUCAGUCAUUGGGAGUGUAUGUGUCACCACAUACUGUAGAAUCGCUUUUGAUAGACAUUUUUUGCAUGAUUUGAUACUGUGAUUGGUUUUCUUAUUUAAAAUGUUAUUAAAGCAUGAAAAACAGUUUUGAACAUUUUUCUCCAUUAAAGUAGGAACAGAAGUUCUAUGACUUGACCGCUGACUUGCCUUAAAGGGUCUUUUUUUCUUGUUAGAAUGCUUCAUUUUAUCAUUCCUUUCACAUUAAGCACUAAUACAAUCAAGUGCACUUUCAAAUCAAGUCUCACUUCAUUAAAUAUGACAUACCUAGUACCCUUUUAGUGUGCACUCGCUGUCAAAUGAAAGCGGCUUUGCCUGGGAUCGGUUCUGUACGGUCUCCUUUUUAUAGACAAUCAGCUUCUGACCAAAACCAAACCGGAACCGUCGACUGAGGCAGAGCCUGUGUGAUAGAGUUUGCAGUGCGUUAGCGGUACAGAAUCAAGGCUUCACGCUUCCCUUACAGCACCCAGCCCCGCACCAAGAAUAUACCAAAGCUACUGAUAAAAAUGCACACAAAAAUGCACACAUACACAUUUCCCAAUGAGGGCUGGGUUCUGCAAGGUAACAGAGCUUUUGGAUGCAUAUAUAGCCUAUAUACACACACACACACACACACACAAUUCAUGUACUCACAUGCAACUUGCAUAUAAACAACACUGAAAGAUUCAUGUGCAUUAAAAUCAAUCCAUAUUCAGUGAAUGCUUUUUUCAUAAUUUACUGUAGAUCUGUAGAUUCACAUUUACUUAUUUUAUGUGACCCUUGUGACAUUUCCACAUUUUCAUCAUAGUUUUUAAAAAUUCCUAAAGUGGUGAAUGCUCCAAUAGCAAAAAAAACAAAACAAAACAAAACAAAAAAACACAAUAGUGUUUCUAUGACUUUCCAAAUGUGGAAAAAAUGAAGAGAUUGAUUAUGGUGUCAGAAGAGAAAAUGAUGUCAAGUUUGACGUCACUCCCUCUUCACUUACCGUUUUGUUAGAAAUACCUACAUAGCAGCAGCCAAGGUAAUAUAACACAAAGUAUAGUGUUAUAUAAAAAAUGUCUAGAUUUGCAAUGUUAAUAUCUGGAAACAUGUAAUCAAAGUCUGUGAAAAAAAAUGUGUGCAGUUUGUGUGUGGACCUAAUUGGAAAAAUCUAUUGAUUUAUGUACACAAACUGCACAAAAUUUUUGAGAAAAACCCCACCUAAACAAUUAAACGAAUAAAAGAAAUAAAUGAACGAAUGAAUGUACAAAUGAACGAACAAAUGAAUGAAUAAAUGAGCCAACAAACGAGUAAACUAAUGAAUAAACAAAUUAUUUGAAUCAAGUUCCACAGAUGACUGACAUGAGCUGAGAUCUGAUUGGCCGACGCAGUUAACAUGGGACUUAUGAGGGCAGAGCAACCGUUGGCUUUCCAUUCCACACUCGCGCUUUUCUGUCUUAUUGAAUGUCAAUUUUUCUGCGGCUUCCUUAAACAGGAAGUGCACAAUUACGACUUUUCAGGGGUGUUUCCUGCAUGUUUGUCUGUAAGGGGCGGGGCUUUCUGGAGCAUGAUGCUCCAAGCUCGGAAUGUAGGGCAAAUCCCACCCCCAACAAACCCAACCCCCAAACACAAGGUGCCCCGCCCCUCACAGACACUUCCAGUCGCCCCUAAAGGGCUAUCGACCCAGGCAACGCAUCGUGAUCGACCUCACUCCAUGCAAAGCUGGGCGCAGUACUGUAGAUACUGUACAAUGAGAAAAGUGAAUGCGUGAUAUGGAAUAAGCAGUGAAUGUGAAAGAGAGGGAGAGGAGGAAUGAAAGGAGGGUGUUCAAAGCGGAAGGGUGAAAGUCAAACGCUAAAUAUCGACAGGUUUCCUCCUAAAGACUGAAUGGACAAACACUCGUUCUUCCCCAGUAUUGAUUUGCAUGAGUUUUGAUAAUGCAACCUCGUGUUUGUGUCGUUUUUAUUGAUUUCCUGUCUGAAGUAUGCAGUCGUUAGCUCUUAUUAAGAGAUAAA